CCUUUGAGCGAAUCUGAUCUUGUUGAUGAAUUUUCAAAAGACUUUGCCUGCCCUGCACAGCCUGCAGUAGAAUCCCAACCAUCAAAGCCCAGCAGCACACCCAAAAAACCUUCAGGUCCCGUGUCUGCAAAAACUACCAAGGAUGAAGUAGUGCCUUAUGCCACAGCUUGCACUGUGCAGUCUUCAGCUCUGUCAGCGGUGAGUUCAGUUGGUCAGGUGGCAGAUGAAGCACUGGAAGCUUUGUCCAGUAGCCUUGGAAAGAGGGAGCCUGAUCCACACAAGAAGAAACCUGCUGUGGAUAAAGUUAAGGAGAAAAACAAACAGGAAGAAUACAAAAAACUGGGUGAAGAUGAAGAAACAAUUCCUCCAGAGUACAGAUUAACAGAAGCAAAAGAUGAAGAUGGAAAACCACUCUUACCAAAACCUGAAGAAAAGUCCCAGCCUAUGAGUGAAAAUGAUCUUUUAAAGGGUUUGACAGAAGGGUUUUCCUGUUCUCAGUCCCUGUGUGCACCAUUACCUACACCACCAGUAAUAAAGAAAACCAAGGAGGGUAAAAAGCUUGCAGAUUCCUUGGACAUUAUCUCAGCUGCUACGGUUUCAUCAGUGCACUCGGCAGCUCCUCUAGCUUCUACCUCAGGAGGAAAAGAGAUGGAUGAAGCGUUGGAUCUCCUGUCCGAUUCCUUGGGACAGAGAGAAGUCAAUCCUGAUGAGAACAAACCACUUGUGGAUAAAGUAAAGGAAAAGGCUAAAUCUGAACACAGAGACAAACUUGGAGAAAGAGAUGAUACUAUUCCACCUGAGUAUCGAAAACUUCUGGAGUCAGGUGAGCAGGGCAAACCAGCAAAGCCAAUGGCAAAGGAUGAUGUGAAACACAAAGAACAAAAGAAGUCUACAGAUGAUUCUGCAGCUAUCGAUGCCCUAUCGGGUGACUUUGAUACUUUCGCAAAGACUCCUGCCACACCACAGCACUCAAAG
Molecule: messenger RNA, 975 nt
Organism: Eurypyga helias (sunbittern)
Lineage: Eukaryota; Metazoa; Chordata; Aves; Eurypygiformes; Eurypygidae
Gene: CAST
Product: calpastatin
Exons: 11
Cellular component (GO): cytoplasm
Molecular function (GO): calcium-dependent cysteine-type endopeptidase inhibitor activity
Source: RefSeq, a predicted model, not a curated record